Paramecium pentaurelia is the source of this 2764-nucleotide messenger RNA. NCBI's taxonomy places the organism in Eukaryota, Ciliophora, Oligohymenophorea, Peniculida, Parameciidae. The record is from the annotation of a GenBank genome assembly.
AUGAAAGGUACUUAAUUGCUUUCUCAAAACCAAUAACAUAUAUGGAAUAUUUUCAAAAGAGAUCAUUCAAUUGCCAUUUUUUUUUGUUUUUAAUUAACUAUAAAUGCCUUAAUGAUAGUCUAAAAUGAUUCCUAACUAAUAUUUACUAUUACUGUUUGUAUUCUAAAUACAAUUUUUGCUAUUACCACAUAAAUGAUUGCACUAACUAAUAAAACUAUCCUAUUUAAGAAAAUAUGUUUAUUUAUCAGUAAGUUAUCUACAUUAAUAAUGAUUGUAUUACUAGACAUAUAAUUAAAAAGUGCAUUGAUUAUGCUAUUAUAUUCUUUUGAAGAGAAAGAAACUGAUAAAAAGUAUUUUCGAUAUUUUGAUAUAAUUGCAACAAGAGCAAUUACAUUAUUCAUCAUUAUAAUCAAUUUUGACUUAAUAGCAAUUAUAUCAAUAUCAUUCUAAUUUUUAUUGGAACUAAAUAGAUUAUUUUAAGUUAAAGAAGUAUAAAAUAUUGUUUUAAAUUAAAAAAAUCCAUUAGCAUAAAGUUUAAUUUCAUAGUAAGAAUAAGAUAAUUUAUGGAAAAAUAGAAUAUAAAUGAUUCCUGUAUCAUUUAUUAUGAUUGAUUUAAAAACUCAAAAAAUCAAUUUCAAAAAUAAAACAGCUCAUCAAUUCUUUUCUUUAUUUUGUGAAAAUGAAUAAGAAUUUGAAGAUUUACUUCUACAUAAAUUACAAUUUAAUUUAGUAUAAGAUAAUAUAGAUUAAAUAUGUUAAUCAUUCUCUUUUUUAAAAAUACGACAAAGACUCAGAAGCAAAUAAAAUCGUUGCUUUUAAUAAGAUUAUUAGAAUUGUGGCACUCCAGUUCCAUUAUCAGGAUCAUCAGGAAUAUAAUGUGUAUCUUCAAGAUAAGUUGAUUCCUUUGAACAUAAUGCUCUUAAAUUUACUUUGGCAGAGAUUAUUACAAAUCUUUCUGAGGGUCAUUUUUAAGAAUAUAUAGUAAAUAAUUCAUUAGAAUUACUUUGUCAUUAAAAUUAUUAAGGACUUGUAGAAAAUGCUAAUACAAAUCAUACUCAAUAAAAGAAAUUUUAAUUAUCUGGUUCUAUUUUAACUAAUUAAUAAAAUGAAGAAAUAAUACUUCUAUUAAAUGAUAUAUCUAAACAAAAUGAACUAUAAUAAUUAAUUUCUUAGGAUGAAUUCAAAUCAAAAGUAACUAUAUUCAUCAUUCUUAGAUUGUAGAGUCUUUUUCACAUGAAUUGAGAACUCCAUUAAAUGGAGCCAUUAAUUUUCUAACUGCCUUUAUGUAAGAUACUGAUAAUAGUGAGUAAAAUAAAAAUACUUAUAUUGUUCCAGCAAUAAAUUCACUUAAAAUUUAAUCAUAUUUAAUUAGUGAUAUAAUUGAUUUUACAUCUUCAAGUACAAAUAAUUUAGAACUUUUUAUUAAGGAAUUUUCAAUGAGAGAAUUAAUUAAUGAGAUUACUUCCCUUUUUGAAAUGUAAUUUUCUGAGAAAAAUCUUGAAUUUAGAGUUGAUCUAAUGGAUUGUUGUAUAAAUUCAGUAACUAGUGAUUAUAGUAAACUAAUGUAAAUAUUAGUUAAUUUACUAUAAAAUUCUAUUAAAUUCUCAACUGAAGGAUUAAUUGUCUUGAGAAUUUAAUCACAUACAAAAGAUAUUCUUAAAUUUACAGUUACAGAUAUGGGAUAAGGAGUAUCCUAAACAAAUAUUUCAUAAAUUUAAUUGUAUUUAAAUAAUUUAAAGAAUUAAAAAGAGAUUUAAUUAAAUAAAACAUGGCAUGGAUUUGGUUUAUUAAUUUCUGCUAUGUUAGUUUAGAAAUUAGGACCAUCUGAUAAAAGUACAAUUAAAUUUGAAUCUGAUGGAAUUAAUAUGGGUUCUAAGGUAUCUUUUUUUAUUAAGAAUUAAUAAGUAAAACAUAAUAGUGUAAAGUAACCUACAAUUAGAUAAAAUACACAAAGAUUUUAGAGUUCUGUUCAUAUGACUUCUUCAUUUAAUAAUCUAAAUGGUACAAUAAUUUAAACAACAGAUUAAGGAUAAGGAAUGAAGAAUAUUCCAAAAUAAUAAAAAAAUAAAAUUAGUUCAUAAAAAUCUAAUGAUAAUUCUAUGUUUAGUGAAAGUGUUGUUUUUGAUUCAUUAGAUUAAAAGUUUGGUUUACUUUAUCCUGUAUAACCUUCAUUAAUUACUGAUAUUAUUUGUAGUUCACCUUAAAAAGUGAGACAUUUUAAUAAGAAUGAUAAUUCAUCAUAAAGAUCUAAUAAUUCUAAAAUAUUGAGCAUAAAAUUUAUUAAAUAGGCAGAAGAAUAGGAGGAUGAAGAAUUGUUAUAAACUUAUAAAAGAAGAAAGAAAUGUUAAUGUUAAAGAAUUAUGUCUGUUGAUGAUGAAAUAUUUAAUCAAAAAUCAAUUUAAAUGUUAUUAUGCAAAAUGGGAUUUGAAGUUAUUUUAGUAGCAAUAUUAUUUUAUAUUUUUAGGCAUUUAAUGGACAAUAAGCUUGUGUUGAUAUUUUGAAUAUUAAGAAAUGUGGAAAGAAAUGUUCAUUAUUAACUCUCAUUUUGAUGGACUAUUAGAUGCCAAUUCUAAAUGGUUGUUAAGCUACAGAGAAAUUAAUUUAGAUGAUGAAUCAGAACAUAAUCCCAAAAAUUCACAUUGUUGGUUUAACUGCUUUUACAAAUUCAAAUGAUAUUGAAAAUUGUUUAAAAGCAGGUAUGAGUGAUGUACUUCAUAAACCACUUAAUCUAAAAGAAUUUAAAGAAAUUCUUACUUUAAUUUGA